This is a messenger RNA of Coturnix japonica (Japanese quail), 4385 nucleotides long. It is a transcript of the gene STK38, whose product is annotated as serine/threonine kinase 38. Gene Ontology annotation, molecular function: protein serine/threonine kinase activity; ATP binding. Gene Ontology annotation, biological process: protein phosphorylation. The record is from RefSeq and is a predicted model, not a curated record. NCBI's taxonomy places the organism in Eukaryota, Metazoa, Chordata, Aves, Galliformes, Phasianidae.
CGCAUGCGCGGUGCGGCGGCGGCUCUUAGGGCUCAUAGGGGUGGUCGCGGUGGGGGGGGGGGUCUCCUUUGGUUCUUAACGGGGUGUGCUCUAUUGGCCUGGAUCACAUCCCUGCCCCCCCGGGUUCCUCCGCUGUGAUCACAGAGGUCUGCUCCUCAUCGCCCCCUUCCCAAGGGGGGGCUCCGCCAUGGCCAUGACGGGCCCGACACCGUGUUCCUCUAUGAGCAACCACACCAAGGAGAGGGUGACCAUGACCAAGGUGACGUUGGAGAACUUCUACAGCAACCUCAUAGCGCAGCACGAGGAGCGGGAGAUGAGGCAAAAGAAGCUCGAACAAAUGAUGGAGGAAGAAGGCUUGAAAGAUGAGGAGAAAAGGAUCAGGAGAUCAGCACAUGCACAGAAAGAAACAGAGUUCCUUCGCUUGAAGAGGACAAGGCUCGGCCUGGAGGACUUUGAGUCUUUGAAAGUAAUAGGCAGAGGAGCGUUUGGAGAGGUGCGGCUUGUCCAGAAGAAAGACACGGGGCACGUUUAUGCCAUGAAAAUACUGCGUAAAGCUGAUAUGCUGGAGAAAGAGCAGGUUGGCCACAUCCGUGCUGAGCGGGACAUCCUUGUGGAAGCAGACAGCUUGUGGGUUGUGAAGAUGUUCUAUAGCUUUCAGGAUAAGCUGAACCUCUACCUUAUCAUGGAGUUCCUGCCUGGAGGUGAUAUGAUGACACUCUUGAUGAAAAAAGACACGCUAACAGAAGAAGAGACGCAGUUCUACAUAGCUGAGACUGUGCUUGCCAUUGAUUCUAUUCAUCAGCUGGGCUUUAUCCAUCGAGAUAUCAAACCAGACAACCUUCUUCUGGACAGCAAGGGCCACGUGAAGCUCUCAGAUUUUGGUCUAUGCACCGGACUGAAGAAAGCCCAUAGAACAGAGUUCUAUAGGAACUUGAACCAUAGCCUUCCCAGUGACUUCACUUUCCAGAACAUGAAUUCCAAACGGAAAGCAGAGACGUGGAAGAGGAACAGACGGCAAUUGGCUUUUUCUACCGUGGGGACUCCGGAUUACAUUGCUCCUGAAGUUUUCAUGCAGACAGGCUACAACAAGCUCUGUGACUGGUGGUCGCUGGGGGUCAUCAUGUAUGAGAUGCUGAUUGGUUAUCCACCUUUCUGUUCCGAGACUCCUCAAGAAACCUACAAGAAAGUAAUGAAUUGGAAAGAGACCCUCACGUUUCCUCCUGAAGUCCCAAUAUCUGACAAAGCCAAGGACCUGAUUUUAAGAUUUUGCUGUGAAUGGGAGCACAGAAUUGGUGCAUCUGGUGUGGAGGAAAUAAAGAGUAAUCCAUUCUUUGAAGGGGUUGAUUGGGAGCAUAUAAGGGAGAGACCUGCUGCAAUUUCAAUAGAAAUUAAAAGCAUCGACGAUACCUCAAACUUUGAUGAAUUUCCAGAGUCUGACAUCCUGAAGCCAACAGUGGCAACAAGCAACCACCCGGAGACGGACUACAAGAACAAGGACUGGGUUUUCAUCAAUUACACCUAUAAGCGUUUUGAGGGCCUGACAGCCCGAGGAGCAAUACCAUCCUAUAUGAAAGCAGGGAAGUAAUUAAGCUUUACCUGGGACAGCUUCUGAGCCGUGGAUUUCUCUUUUUGUAACUUUUUUGGGUUUUUACCCAUAAAUGAACUUUUUUUUUUUAAACAUGAAGUUACUUUUUUAAAGACAACUCGAGGGCUGUUACCUCUUGGAGGAGACUUCAGGAUGCUGUUCUGUUACACUCUAUGGCUGUUACAGAGGAUUUGCUCUUUCUUGCACCAUUGCAAACUCCCACAGACCACAUGCCAUCACUGCUGCAAGUGCUGCUUCAGGAGCAACAAGGGUCACAGUUUCCUUUCUAAACUCUUCACCAGAUUUGUCCAGUCCUUUGGGAGAUAGAAGCAGGCCUUCAUGUGACAUUGCAGAGCGUGUGAUGUCCACAUGGGCCCUUCACCAGUCCUGCAUUGAGUGAUAAACUCAACCUGCCAGUUCUAUCAGCGUUUUCCUGGUUGCAAAGGGCUUCAGUACAGAGGAGACAAAGCAAUAAUUAAAGCUCGAGGCAGGCAAGCUAUCUAGGAGGAGACAACUUGUAUUGCCUUAACUUUACUUUGUAGUGGUGGGUAUCCUUUUUCUUUCCUAAACGAUGCUACUUGGAAGCCUCUUCAGCAGCAUUUCUCAGCUCCGUAGCAGUGGCCUCAAGUUGCAGAGCACUUUACUUUUGGUACUAAAGCAGCGACCCCCUCAAAGCCAUUUAGUGUUUUCUUUUCCUAAAUUAAAAGCAAUUGCACAACGCUUUUUCUUUUCCAGACAGUGCUAAGAGAAAUGGGGAGCUUCUUCCACCAGGCACCACCAGUUCUCGGUUCUUAUAGGACGCAUCUAUAAGCAAUGUGGAUAAUGAAGACUACAGCUGGAUCCAGAGUUAGUGCAGAGAGAUGGAGGUUAAAACAGCAGUGGUGGGUGUGUGGGUCCAGCUGGGUUGGCCAUGGGCUUCAUGCUGCUGCCAUCUGUUGGCUGUUUUGAGACGGGCAUCUUCAUCGGUGGUUAAAAGCAUCUUCUGUGGCCUUUUUGCUCUUGGUUUGGAGCAGAAGCAGCUUGUCCCUGUGGUCUCCAAAAGACACAGUGCCUCGCAGGGUCAGUAGGCUGUGGGUCCAACCACCCCAAACUCACAUUCUCGCCUUGUGUCAUUUAUACAAGUUCUGAUCAGGCUGCUCUCUAGGAGAGCCCCAAAGUGCCUUUCCUUGUCUGAACAUCUCUGGACCCACACCCGCAUUUUGGGAGGGAGGAUUCAGCCCCAUCUGAGUUUUAGGUAAUGUCUUGUUACCAAUCACAAGCUCCAUAUUGGCCCUGUUCUGCACUUAGCUCUGCACUUCCAGUGACAGGCAGCGUUACCCUUUGGGUUUGCUUGGUACCAGCCUUGUAAUUUGCAAUUAGAUGUUUGUAAUGAGGUCUCUAAAAGCAUUGAUCAGUUAGAACUGUCUUCGGGUUGUUAAACCUUUGUUGGUGCUGAACACUAAUGGCAUAGCAUGGCCAGAAAAGCUAUUUAGAAACAAAAUAGAGCAGUGUUCCAAAGCAAUAGGAAGGCUCUGUUACGCUUAGUCCUUACUUUCUAGAUUAGGAUACGAAAGAAAAUAGGGUUUGUUGUGAAUUUGUUUUAAUAGGUGCUUUUAAGGACUCUUCACUUUGAUGUCUUUUGAACUGAGUGCCAUUGUGAGGGCCUGACUGUGGGACUGGAAGUUGUCUGUAUGUAGUUAAGACUGGGUGGUGACUUGCUGCAUCCUCUCCCCAACCACCCCUUGUGCUUUUGGGAUGCGUCCCAGGGGUUGAACUAUUUGCCAUAAGCAGCUUAGAUACCAGUUGGAUCCUAGAGAAGCUGAAAUGCAAGGACAGCCUUAAUCCAAGCACUGCAGGCAAUAGAAAUUACUUGUGAAUAAGGGCUAACUGAAGUCACGAUCAGAUUGUCCUGCCCUCAUCCUGCAGUUUAUUUGGAACCAUUGGGAAAAUGUUGCCUUAUAAACCACAAGGAAAGUGAGAGGUAUCAAUACUUAGAUAUUCCCAACAGCUUAAGUUACUGCCUUAACACUUCAGAAAGCAAAACCCUUUGAAGCUGCAGGGGAUGAGGAUAAAGGAUUUGGGGGCAGUAGUGGCAUUGUUAGCCCUUUACUAAAGGGACAGAUGGACAUUUUAUGUAUAAAUACCAAAGAUAAGAGAAGCUGGACCACUCUUAAGUUGUGACAACUUGCUGCGAGAACCUCUAUAAUAAUAAUUGUUAUACAUUUUUAGUACUUGUGUUUUAAAGUCUGAAACCUCAGUUUUGAGAUAAAGCUUUUAUAAGGCAUUAAGGAACAGUCGGGUACCUCAUUUCUGUGCCUUUCAGGAGGAGCCACAGGGCUGCAUAGAAUCCUCUGAAAGCCUUGGACAUCCCUUUCUGCUGGUAGGUUUUGUAUCACAGUCACACCUGUAUCAUUGUUCCAUCUCUAUUAGCCAAACCUUUGUAUUAGCUGCUGGUCUAUGGCUUGAGCUCAUGUACAUCUGUUUUCAAGCUGCUAAGCAGGGCUGUGUUUGUUGACUGCAUUUCUUUUUACCCAGCUGGACUUCUAGGAAAGAUCCUAAUCUGAAUUUCCAAUGCAUCUGAACUUGAACUGUGCUGCCACUUCCUCUUUCUAUCAUAAACCUGCACCAAGUGUUUCUUAUCACUGUGCCCUGACUCUGCCUUAAGCUGUAAUUUGAAGUGUUUUCUGUAAAUACAUGGAGAGCUGUUACUGAAUUGCACUGUAGAAUUUGGCAGAUGUAUCGAGCGAGGGCAGGGGAGCCAACUUUGUAUGGAACAAUCUUUGCAUUGGGGUAUGUAAAUAAAAUCCUCUUAGUAAACACA